UCGUCUUUGAGUAGGCGAUGCCCCAAGGCACUCGUCGUAUAGUUACUACUUACUAGUUAGUAUCGAAUCUCGUCCUUAGUCUUUAUAUCGUAUCGUAUUUAUCAGGUAUUUAUAAAAGUACUAAAAAAAUAAACGUUAAAAAUUUUAUUCAUCAUAAGCAGGAUUAAAACAAAACACCAGUUACAUUUCAAGAAUGACAUCAAGAGCAAAACCCUCCAAGAAAGAAACUUCAGGUGGCAAUGAAGAUUUUGAAGUUUUGGAUGUAAGAGAUAUGGGAAAAGAGGCAGAAAGUUUGUUGCAAUCUCUUCGCAAGUAUGUUAGUGAAGGAUCACAUUCAAAACAACUAGCUAUUGGUGGUGUCUCUGGAUGGGUCACUGGAUACAUGGCCAUGAAAAUAGGAAAGACUGUUGCAACUGCUGUAGGAGGUAGCCUGAUUCUCCUUCAGAUUGCUAACCACAAGGGUUACAUUAACAUCAACUGGUCCAAAGUUAAUAAGGAUUUAGAGGGUGCUACAAAAAAACUCGCACAACAGGGAUCAGAUCCUUCUAUUCCCAAGAUGCUUGACAAGGCUGCCGACUAUUUGGACGAACAAGCAGAAAAAGCUGGCCGAGUUCUCCGAAAGAGAACUGCAGGAACGCGCAGCUGGUACCAUAAACUCAUCGGCAAGAAAACAUCGGAUGGUUCCGAGGCCUUUUAUAUUGGUUUCAUCGGAGGUUCUCUGGCUGGAUUAUUUAUUGGAGUAAUUUUUUAAGCGUUAAUGAUUGAUGCAUAGACCUUAAAGACUCCAGCACUUGUAGAAAGAUGUAUUCAUGGACAAAAGUCAACAGACAAGAGAGAAAUAAAUCGCAUAAGGCCAUUCGGAGCAACAUU
Molecule: messenger RNA, 870 nt
Organism: Daphnia pulicaria
Lineage: Eukaryota; Metazoa; Arthropoda; Branchiopoda; Diplostraca; Daphniidae
Product: FUN14 domain-containing protein 1A-like
Exons: 4
Coding region: 194-751 (185 amino acids)
Biological process (GO): autophagy of mitochondrion
Cellular component (GO): mitochondrial outer membrane
Source: RefSeq, a predicted model, not a curated record